CUCCAUGCCGCACGCAGCUGCACCUCCCACUGGUCGGAGGGGGAGGGCACCAAGGCACGUCGCCCGUCUCGCGACAAGCGCGUCGGGCAGCGCGCCGGCUUUCCUCGUUGGCCAGACGGACCGACGGCGCUGCGUUGCGCGACUUGCUGGCUAACUACUGCCCGCUCGCCUGCCUCCGCCCCGUGAGUCACCGCCAGCCAGUCGAUUUCGUGAUGGAGGCGGACGGUGAGGGAGUGGGACGGGGACCGCGCCCCCGGUCUUGUUCGUUCGUUCGUUCUUCUUGAGGCAAUUGAGUGUUGGAGGGGGGUGGGGACCUGAGCAGCGAGGCGACAGGGGAACACGCUGGUUGAUUGAUGGCUGAGAAGAAAAGACUGAGUGAUGAGAGAGGGGGAGGAGGAGGAGGGAGGGGAGGGAUGGAGAAAAGAGAGAGGCGGCGGGGAAGGUGGGCGGGAUAUAUUCGAAUGCGGCCGCUCGUGUUGCGGCCUGGGGCCCCGACCUUGAUUCCACUCUAUUCCUUCUCAUCGGGCAUUAAGGUUGGCAAUGAGUCUAAGUGAGUUUGUUUGGCUGGACUUGUUGACUUGCAGAUGAGGACGACUGCAGACAGACAACGACAACGACAACGACAACCGCCAGAACUCUCAAGUCUCAACGAUAACAACAGCAGCCUCGGAUACAAGCCUCGCUCACAGCUACGAUACUUUUUCAUACGCACUUUGCGGGAGUGGAUACGCCAUUAGGUGCUGUUUUAUCUUCUCGCAUUGAAUUUAAACAACGCCAGAACCGCAACACCAAGCAUCGCAUCAUCACCACCACCACCACCACCACUCACGCAACAUCAUCAUCACCCGCCUCAACCUCAACCUCAACCCCGCUCACUCACACCCUGCCCCGACCUGACCUCUUCUUGGCCCCGCUCGCUCGCAAACCCAGCAUGAGACCGCCAUGGCCUCGACAGAGCAGCUCUUCCUCGCCCUCCUGAGGAGCGAGGCCAUCCAGUCGGCGAUCGCCCGCGCCCUCUCCACGCCGGACCUCUGCGCCCUGCGCGCCUCCUCGUCGGCCUGCUGCAACCUCGUCACCCGGCGUCUCUUCGCCCGGCUCCACGUCACCUUUUCGGCCUCGUCCUUCACCCGGCCGUGCCGCCUCGAGGCCCUCUCCCGCGUCGGCCGCCACGUCGAGCACCUCACCUUCUACAUGCCGCACUCGGACGCCACCUUCCUGCCGCCCCUGGUGCACCCGGCCACGGGCCGCGAGAUGUGCUUCCUCUACUCGCCGCACACGAGCAUGGGCUCGGCCCUCGCCCGCCCCAAGUACGCCAACACGGAGCUGGCCGAGAUCCUCACCCAGCAGUACCCGCCGCUCUUCCACGCCGCCACAAACGUCCCCAGCUUCAUCAACGCCCUCGCCAUGCUGCCCAACCUGCGCCACCUCACCAUCCGCUGCCCCGGCCAAGACCCCGCCGAGCGCUACCGCCGCGACGUCGUCGACUACGCCCUCAUCAGCCUGCGCAUCGCCGUCGAGCGCUGCCCCCUCCACAAGCUCGCCAAGCUCUCCCUCUCCUCCGUCCACCCCGCCGCCUUCAACUACCUGCGUCACGUCUCCGGCAUAGGCUGCGUCCCCUCGGCCGCCCGCCGCUGGCGCCAGAUCAGGAAGCUGCACCUGUCGGUCGAGGCGUGGGACUUUUACGGCCCCUCCCCGGGCCUGGACCACCUCAAGAUCAUCGACGACUACGUCCGCUUCUUCGCCCCCUGGCUGGAAAAGUUUGCCUUCUCCUGGGUCGGCGCCGCCGGGCCCUGCCCCAUCGCUCUGUCCGGCGACCCCCUCUUCGCGCCACCGCGCGCCUCCAAGAAGCUCUUCCACGAGGUCACGUCGCCCAUGUCGCCGCUGCCCACGCGGCCCUCGCGCGCCCCCAUCCACUUCCCCGUCCUCCGCUAUCUGCAGGUUCGCAACGCUCGCGUCAACGCUCCGCAGCUCAGCGGCCUCAUCAACGCCCACACCGCCACAGUCCGCGAGUUUGACUUUGAGAACGUGGUCCUCGACCGCAAGGACAGCUGGGACGACGCCCUCGCCCCCGUCAUGGGCGACGACUCGUGGGCCAGGACCAGCAGCUCUCAACCGCCCCGGCCCCCGCCGCUGGGUGGCGGCGGUCUCUCUGCCGAGACCAGCGUCAUAUCCGACGAUGGCGAUGACGAGCUCCUCCCCAGCCCGAGCGCGGCGGUGGCGGCCGCGAGCAGGGAGCUGUUGGAUAUCGAGCUCGGUUGCUUCGUUGGGUUCCCGGGACAGGAGGAGGAGCGGGUGGCCGCGGAGCCUCUAGUCCUCUCCGAGCAGCUGUCAGUGGCGCAAGACGACGACACAAUGAGCUUCACCACCACCAUCAAGAAGAAGCGGUCCCGACGCCGUCGGAGAAAGCACCAUCACUCGCACAAGGAGGCCGAUGGACCAGCAGCCCCUGAGCGGCGGCCUUCCACAUCCUCAUCCGCAUCCUCAUCCUCACCGUCAUCCUCGCCGUCAUCAACGCCGUCCCGCCGCCGGAGGCCCUCCCUCCCCAAGCUCAAGUCCUCAUUGGAGUCGAUCCAGCAAAGCCUCCGCCGCCCCUUCACCCCGUCCCCUCCGCCGUCCCCCAAGGAAUCGACCAUCUCGGCGCCCAUCCUCGCCGCCGACCCGCGGCCCGUGCUCCUCCAGCCGCGCGUCUACGACCCCAGCUCGCCCGCCGCCGCCGCCGCUCUCGUCGAUGACGGCAUCUCGAGCGUGCAGCGCGACAUGGAGAAGGAGGAGGCGCACCGGCUGCUCGCCGAGGACGCCUCCGCGCGGGCCAGCGCCCUCCAGCGCGCCAAGGAGGCCGUCCUGGCCAAGCUCAGCCGCGAGUUCUGCGCGUCCGCCUCCAAGCAGCAAAGGAGCCACCACCACCGGCGGGCCGGCGGCGGCGGGGGGCCGGCAGACGCCGUCGCGGCUUGCCGGCUCCUCGCGGGCAGGGAGCUCGGCUGGUGCGGCAGCGAGGUGCUCGAGGACCGGAGCGCGUGCGAGAGCCGGAGCGCGCUGGUGCCGCUCAUGUUUAGCAGGACUUGACUGACGAGUGUGAGGUGGCCCCAUGUCUGUCAGUCUGGCAGGACGGACUUGUCUCGACGAGCAAUGUGUGUGUGUCUAUGGGGGGGUCGGCGAUGCGACGUUUGGUCACUUUACUACGCUUGUAAUGAUUUAUGUAUGACACGAUGGCGACGACGACGACGACGACGACGAUGCACAUCACGUCCCUGUUUUCUUGUUCCUUGUCUCUUCGGCUUGCUUCCCUUCAUGUAUCUCAUUCCUAUGUACCUCUCGUCACCCGCUUCCAUAGCCGCAAAAACCAACGCAG
This is a messenger RNA of Purpureocillium takamizusanense, 3349 nucleotides long. RefSeq lists its product as uncharacterized. NCBI's taxonomy places the organism in Eukaryota, Fungi, Ascomycota, Sordariomycetes, Hypocreales, Ophiocordycipitaceae. Bases 943 to 3063 code for a protein of 706 amino acids. The transcript has a single exon. The record is from RefSeq and is a predicted model, not a curated record.